AUGUUUUCUUGCCUACAGUUAAUCAAUAUCGUUUGUCAGGAUUUCCGAUCCGCGCACUCUUUACUAUCAUAUUUAAUAUCAGAAAUUAAACAGCUAACAAAGAUUGAAGCUAGAGCACUACGUGCUGUCCGUAUCGCUUUCGUCAUCCUAGCCUGUUUAUUUUAUUUGUUGAUAGAAUGCAAUAUUAGCAAUAGCCUAACGUUGACAGCAUUUACACACUUGUUGAUAUUCGACUUAUUAUCCGUUAUUGUCGCACUAACAAGUUUUUGGACUGACAGAAAAAAAGCCUCUGUUGAAUCCUAUAGUUUGGGGUAUGAAAGAUUUGAAGUAGUUGCGGUUUUCGCUUCUACCAUUUUGGCUAUUCUCUUAUCGUUUUUUGAAAUAAAAGAGGCUGUCGAACGAAUAUUUGAACCUACAGAGAUCUCUUCAAAUCAUAUGCUUACGCCUUGUUUAAUAGCAUUUGGUGUUCAUCUUCUUUCUGUUUAUGGAAUUGAUAAUAUGGCUUUUGCACAUGUUAUUCAAGCGUGUGGAUCAAGUUGGUUACAAGAGCAUACGACUGAUAUAAGUCGGACAAUCUGUCGAAUUAUUCCUGGGUUAUCACGUAUUCUUUUACCACGAGUUAAUCCAAUCUCACUGAUCGGUGUAAGCACAACUACGACAGUUUGCGUUGUUUAUCUUAUCUUGAUCAAUAUGUCACAGAAGUCACAAUAUAUAAACUUCCCAGAUCCUUUGCCUGAUACUUUGGGUGGAAUAAUAAUUUCCCUUAUGCUCUUUGGAACAAUGAUGCCUAUGAUGUUAUACAGGUGA
Messenger RNA from Schistosoma turkestanicum, 807 nucleotides. NCBI's taxonomy places the organism in Eukaryota, Metazoa, Platyhelminthes, Trematoda, Strigeidida, Schistosomatidae. The record is from the annotation of a GenBank genome assembly.